Messenger RNA from Thelazia callipaeda (thelaziosis nematode), 1032 nucleotides. The record is from the annotation of a GenBank genome assembly. Lineage: Eukaryota; Metazoa; Nematoda; Chromadorea; Rhabditida; Thelaziidae.
AUGAGCAGCACUCGAAAGCUAUCUGCUUUGCACAGAGAAGUGCUGGCAAAAAGAGGAUUACCACCAAUAAAUGAAGACGGAACUAAUGUUGCAACUGGACAAAGUUAUAGAUCGACUCCAUCUACUAGUAGGGGAUCUCGUCGAGCACCUGCAGUAGAUUUGUCACCAUUAGGGUGGCACGAAUUUUUUGAUCAGAAACUUGAAUUGAAUAUAAAUGAUGGUGUUUUUUGUGUCUAUACAAAAGGUAACGCAGGACCAAUUUUUUAUAUGCUUCAUGGUGGUGGUUAUUCUGGUCUUACUUGGGCACCUCUGGCAGAACAGCUCUCUCUGCAUGUAAAAUGCCGAGUAGUAGCACCAGAUUUGCGAGGUCACGGUAAUACUACAACUGAAGAUGAUUUGAAUUUAUCCACUGAACGUCAGGUGGAAGAUAUUUUAGCUAUUCAUAAGAAAAUAUGUGAGAAUGAAGCGAUUCCCACAUUUAUGAUAGGACACAGUAUGGGUGGUGCCCUCGCAGUUCAUGUGACAGCUAGUGGUCGCAUAGAAAAUGUGGUUGGUCUUGCUGUGAUAGACGUUGUUGAAGGUACAGCAAUGGAAGCGCUGAAAACGAUGAAACAAUUUUUAAAAAAUCGACCACAAAAGUUUGGCAGCAUUGGUGCGGCAGUAGAAUGGUGCUAUAAAUCAGGAACAGCAAAAAAUGCUCGAGCUGCUCGUGUCUCUAUGCCUUCUCAAAUAAAAAAAAAUGGUGAUCUGUAUACAUGGAGAAUUGAUUUAUCUAAAACCGAACCACAUUGGGUUGGAUGGUUCCAAGGUCUCUCAAAUCUAUUUCUCAGUUGUCAUGCGCCAAAGCUUCUUGUUCUUGCAGGAAUCGACAGAUUAGAUACCGACUUAAUUGUUGGACAAAUGCAAGGCAAGUUUCAAGAAACAAUACUGCCAAAAGCGGGUCAUGCUGUUCAAGAAGAUUCCCCGGAGGAACUAGCUAACACUUUAGCAACUUUUGCUAUUCGAAAUCGAUUUUGUCAAACAUUAAAUUGA